UAUGCACAUCUUUGUGAGCGUUGUGUGAAUUGAACAUGGCUGUGAAUAUGGAACAGGCAGGGGUGCAGACUCAACUUCUUAUGGAAGGGGAAGAAGAUCGUCCCAUCUCAAGGUCCGACAGUGGCAGUGGAGAGGAUUCCUUAGACAGCCUGUUUCCAAGAUGUCCCCUGACCCCCUCACUGUCUCCACGGAAACGAACAACCAGCCAGAGCAAGACUGAACCGCCUCUGCUCAGGACCAACAAGAGGACCAUCUACACUGCUGGUAGACCACCCUGGUACAAUGUGACUGGGACCACAUUUAAGGAAGCUUUUGUUAUUGGUCUCUGUGGGGGCAGUGCCUCAGGAAAGACCACGGUGGCAAAUAAAAUCAUUGAGGCUCUGGAUGUGCCCUGGGUGGUGCUGCUCUCCAUGGACUCGUUUUACAAGGUUCUCAGUAAAGAGGAACAGGAGUUGGCAGCUAAGAAUGAGUACAACUUUGACCAUCCAGACGCCUUUGACUUUGAGCUGCUUGUCACUGUGCUGAGGAAGCUGAAGAAAGGGAAGAGCAUCAAGGUCCCAGUGUAUGACUUCACCACGCAUAGCCGGCGGAAGGAAUGGAAAACCAUCUAUGGAGCUAAUGUAGUGAUAUUCGAAGGGAUUCUGGCAUUCGCCAACAAGGAGCUGUUGAAGCUUCUAGAUAUGAAAGUUUUUGUAGACACUGAUUCUGACAUCCGGCUGGUCCGUCGUUUGAAGAGGGACAUCACCAACAGAGGUCGAGACAUCACAGGGGUCAUCAAGCAGUACAACAAGUUUGUGAAGCCGGCGUUCGAGCAGUACAUUGAACCUACGAUGCAGGUGGCUGAUAUUGUGGUACCCCGUGGUGGGGAAAACUUUGUAGCCCUGGAUCUCAUUGUACAGCAUGUCCAUAGCCAACUGGAAAAGAGGAAACUUCGCUGGGAUAUAGCUGCCCUGGCUUCUGCACACCAAGGUCAGCCCCUGCCUAAGACCCUCAGUGUCAUGGAGAGCACCCCCCAGGUCCGGGGCUUGCAUACUAUUAUCAGAAAUAAGGAGACAAACCGGGAUGAAUUUAUUUUCUACUCAAAGAGAUUAAUGAGGCUUUUGAUUGAGCAUGCUCUCUCCUUUCUGCCACUCAAGCCUGUUACUGUGGAGACUCCUCAAGGGGCAAUCUAUGAAGGGAAGAGGCUUGGUGGCAAAAGAAUAACUGGAGUUUCGAUCUUACGAGCAGGAGAGACGAUGGAACAGGCGCUCAUGGCAGUGUGUAAAGACAUCCGACUCGGGAAGAUUCUGAUCCAAACCAACCACGACACCGGGGAGCCAGAGCUGCAUUACUUGCGUUUGCCAAAAGAUAUAAGUGAAGAUUAUGUUAUUCUAAUGGACAGCACCGUGUCCACCGGAGCUGCAGCACUGAUGGCUGUCAGAGUUUUACUGGAUCACGACGUCCAGGAGGAUAAGAUCUUCCUACUGUCUCUCCUGAUGGCAGAGAUGGGAGUGCACUCUGUAGCCUACGCCUUUCCCAAAGUUCGCAUCAUCACCACCGCCGUGGAUAAGAAUGUCAACAAUGAAUUUCACAUCAUUCCAGGGAUAGGUAAUUUCGGAGACAGAUAUUUCGGAACUGACGCACCUUCAGGAUAUGAGAGCGAUGGCAGUAUGGACUGCUGAUGAAAGGGACCGUGCUGGGGAUGGAGUGGGGGUUAAAAGGCCCUCUUGUUAAACCACCUGGUUACAGCUGCUGUGUUACUACUUGUCUGGCAAACUCACCCAGUGGCUGUGAUAUUGUGAAACAUUUUACAAAAUUGUGGUUCAGUCUUUAUUUCAUACUGUACAUGAAUUCAUAGCUAACAGAUGAAAGAUGUGCGUCUUGUCAAUGACAAGACGCACAUCUUGUGUAAUCUUGUCUCUACUACAGGAUGUCCUAGGUAACUUCCUAUUUUAUCCUUAAAAUGGCUACUUAAAAAUACUCUUGUUUGAAAAAAGGAAAAGGACAUUAGUAGCUGUACAAGCAUUUUGACUUGCAGUGUACGAUAAUGAUUUAAGAAUAACUUUUCUUUGAGGUUGCUAAAAAGUGAACCACAAUGAACUAACUCAUCAAUUAAUAUAAAAAAGAGUUUUACAUGAGCUGGUCAGGUAUACCUUCAGUAUUUAAACCCCCAGCUCGCAUGAAUGUUGGCAGGACUAUAGGCCAGACAUGUUAUUGUGGCAAUGGACAUAUUUAAUUAACAAAAGUACUUGAACUGUGCUGCUGUGUGCUUGCUGUUAAUUUUUUUUGUUUGUUUUUUGUUUU
Molecule: messenger RNA, 2283 nt
Organism: Polyodon spathula (Mississippi paddlefish)
Lineage: Eukaryota; Metazoa; Chordata; Actinopteri; Acipenseriformes; Polyodontidae
Product: uridine-cytidine kinase-like 1
Exons: 15
Coding region: 36-1661 (541 amino acids)
Cellular component (GO): cytoplasm
Molecular function (GO): kinase activity; ATP binding
Source: RefSeq, a predicted model, not a curated record